Molecule: messenger RNA, 2998 nt
Organism: Diceros bicornis minor
Lineage: Eukaryota; Metazoa; Chordata; Mammalia; Perissodactyla; Rhinocerotidae
Gene: FUT1
Product: fucosyltransferase 1 (H blood group)
Exons: 2
Coding region: 577-1689 (370 amino acids)
Biological process (GO): carbohydrate metabolic process
Cellular component (GO): membrane
Molecular function (GO): galactoside 2-alpha-L-fucosyltransferase activity
Source: RefSeq, a predicted model, not a curated record
GCAGAGGCCUUUGUUCUGCGCCAGCAGCCGCGCCCUCAGCGGGAGGCAGGGAAGACACACUCUCUUCCACUCCAGCUUUCUUCAUUCCCCUCCUCGACAAAGGCUGCCUUCGCCACGUGCCGGUCUAGAAAGCAGUAGUCAGGCGCCAGACCCUAGAAUCCCCCAAAAGGAGAGGCUGGGGCCCGAAUUUGCGAGUGGACGGGGCGGAUAUGGGGAUCAGCUGCCCUUGGUGGGCGCGGGGACACCUUCAGGCUGGAGGCUCCCACGCCUGGGACCCUGAGAGCUGGAAGAGGCUGUCCAGGCGCUCCUGGAGCAGCCUGGCGAAACAGGUUCUCCAUCUCCAACGGGAGGCUGCGGCAGGGGAGGAGGAUCUCCCUCCCCGCCGGGACCUGGUGUUCCAGCCCUUCCCAGCGGCUGGGGCGUGGCCGGGCUGUGUGCAUCCAGGUACACAGUGCAGACCCAGGCACCGGAGGGGAAGGGAGAGAGAUCGACAGACCAGAACGCCUAGGUCCAGCAUUGCAGCUGGGCGCUAGAUCUCCAUGUCCACGGAAGGAUGCGGCUGCUAGGAGGCCAGCCAUGUGGGCCCCUAGCCCACGUCAUCUCUGUCUGACCUUCCUGCUAGUCUGUGUUCUUUCGUCAGUCUUCUUCCUCCACGUCCACCAAGACCUCUUUCACAGUGGUGUAGACCUGUUUGCCCUGUGUCCAGACCGCCGCGUGGUGACAUCUCGUGUGUCCAUCUUAUGCCUGUCGGGCACGCCAAUGACCUCCAACACCUCCCUUUCCUGUCCGGAGCAGCCUGCCUCCCUCACAGGAACCUGGACCAUCUACCCAGAUGGCCGGUUUGGUAACCAGAUGGGGCAGUAUGCCACGCUGCUGGCCCUGGCCCAGCUCAACGGCCGCCAGGCCUUCAUCCUGCCCGCCAUGCACGCCGCCCUGGCCCCCGUGUUCCGCAUCACCCUGCCUGUGCUGGCGCCCGAGGUGGACCGCCACACGGCUUGGCGAGAGUUGGAGCUGCAUGACUGGAUGUCGGAGGAGUAUGCCCGCUUGAAGGAGCCCUUGCUGAAGUUCACUGGCUUCCCCUGUUCCUGGACCUUCUUCCACCAUCUCCGAGAACAGAUCCGCAGCGAGUUCACCUUGCAUGACCACCUUCGGCAAGAGGCCCAGGCUUUACUGAGUCAGCUCCACCUGGGCCGCACGGGGGGCCGCCCGAGCACCUUUGUGGGUGUCCACGUGCGCCGUGGGGACUAUCUGCAGGUUAUGCCCCAGCGCUGGAAGGGUGUGGUGGGCGAUCGCGCCUACCUCCAGCAGGCUAUGGACUGGUUCCGGGAGCGGCAUGAAGCCCCCAUCUUCGUGGUCACCAGCAACGGCAUGGGGUGGUGCCGGGAAAACAUUGACACCUCCCGGGGGGAUGUGAUCUUUGCUGGCAAUGGGCAGGAGGGCUCACCGGGGAAGGACUUUGCGCUGCUCAUGCAGUGCAACCACACCAUCAUGACUAUUGGCACCUUCGGCUUCUGGGCUGCCUACCUGGCUGGUGGAGACACUGUCUACCUGGCCAACUUCACCCUGCCCGACUCCAACUUCCUGAAGAUCUUUAAACCUGAGGCUGCCUUCCUGCCUGAGUGGGUGGGCAUUAAUGCAGACUUGUCUCCACUCCAGACACUGGCAGGGAGACUUCCUGGAAUAGCCUGAUUGAUCAAGGGCCAGCAUUGUGCUUCUCUGGAGGCCUAGCAGCUUCUGGAGAAGGUUGUGGUCCUGCAGCAGGUGGGUACCCACUUCUAGAGUGAUUCUAGUUGGCUAGAAUUUGAAAGAAAGGGGGGCUUUCUGCAACUGCCUGAAUGUUCUAGAACCAUCAGAAGAUCUUUUUCCUGAUGGCUGGCAAUGUCUGGAGAAGCUCCUGGCAGUUCUAGAAGGCACAGUGCCCACCUGCUCUUCAAGCCCAUAUCCAGAGUACUUCUAGAUGACUGCCCCCCAGGAACGGGGAACUCCCCCCUCUAGUUGACCAUCCUGGUCUUUUCUAGAAGAGAUGUUUCUCCUCCCCUGGAUCCUCAGGACUGAAGGAACUCGGGUGGUUCUAGAGGAAGCACUCACCAACUCCCUUUCUGUGUUUCUGGGGUGAUUUUAGAGGGGAGGACUUGCUUUAGAGAGGGCCAGUUCUAAUGCCUGUGAAGAAGCCUGCAGGGCCCUUCCAGAGGGGAUGGGGUUCUGGAAUUCCAGAUGACUUCAGCGAAGAAUCUAAUGAAGGUACUACCAGAAGCUCAACAUGUCACCACUGCCAGAAAGAUUGAUAGAAGACAGUCUCUCAGUAGCUGCAGAAGUGUGUGAGCAGAGCGGAACUCUAUCCCACCUCUCAGCACCUGAAAAAACCACAAAGACUUUUUUGGGGAGCAGAUAGACUUAAAAGGUGGGAAGUGGGGAAGAGGGCUGUCUUGCUGAAGUACUGCAGCUUUUGGAGCAAGGCUUCCAGAAAUCCAGGGACACUUUUUUUUUUAAGCUCAAAAACUGCCAAAGACAGGCACUGCACAUCUUGGCUCCGAGUUCGGGUUGUCUCUUCCCAAUUAAGCUGGGCUGCUGGGGGUGAUGGGAUCGAUUUUCUGGAACUUUCUGGAAGUCAGCUGGCAUAAACGUGCCCUCUGGGCUUGCAGAAAGCUGCAGGAGUUGUUCCCCUUGGCAAUCAUCGUCUGCCCCUGAAUUCACAGAGCCACUAAAUCUGGCUUUGGGCAAGUCGGAGAUGAAAGGGUCUGAAGGGAUGCAGACCCGGGAUUGGCCUCAGACACAGCCAGGAGGGGUCUGGCCAAGGAGAUUGGGAUUCUUGACUCAGAUUUCAGGAGCCCCUUGGUGCUUUUUGAAGGGGGUAAAGGUAGAUACUUUAUCACAGUUGUCUAAGAAUCUAAGCCCCUUUUCUAGUCUUCUCAGGGAGUGUUGGGGGACCAUUCCCUACUCAGCUGCCAUAGGUGGGAGAGUGGGAGAUAUGAAUUAAAAGUCCACCUCACCAACCCGU